AAGAGCCUGCCUGCACACGCACAGAAAGCCUUUUAUUUGUGGUGCAACGUGUUUAUUUUAUUGCCAUUCUUCUUAGACGGUGGAAUACAUUCGUAUCACAAUUUAAUUAUCGUCUUUGUUUUUUUUUUUUUUUUUUUUUUUGGCGGUUAGUGAUUAUUUCGAUAAUCCAAAAAGGAGUGAUUGAUUGACGCAUACAAGAUGGGCGACAAAAAAGAUGAUAUGAAUAUGACCAAUUUGUCAAGCGGUUUCAGUAAAAAGCUCAAUGUUGAUGCUCCUGAAUUUGUGCCUUCAUUCAUACAGCGGCAGCAACAACAAGCUACUGCUGCUUCAGUUCCAGGACCGCAACAACAAUCGAAUAAUAAUGUCUCGACCACUGUACCUACCUAUCAACCAUCAGAAUCAACAACAUCAUCAUCAGCAACAACAGCUCAACCUUCAAGCAGUAACACAAUAAAUGAUAAUGAUGAUGAUGAUGAUAUGAAUAAGAAAUCAUUACCCGAUGAUCAAGAUGCUGGUGAAGUAGCCGAUGAUUGGGAUGCAGGUGAUAAUGAUGAUGAUGUUGAUGAUGAAGAAGAGGAAGAUGUCGAUGAUGAAACAUUGGAUGAAGGUGUGGAUAAAUUGGGAAAAAAACCAACAUCCAAGUUGAAGAAAAAAUCUUCGAAACCAGCAAUGAAACAUACGAUAAUAACAAAAGAACAUUUAAAUAUCGUAUUCAUUGGGCAUGUCGAUGCGGGUAAAUCAACAAUUGGUGGUCAACUUUUAUAUCUAACCGGUAUGGUCGAUAAACGUACAUUGGAAAAAUAUGAACGUGAAGCCAAGGAAAAAAAUCGUGAAUCCUGGUAUCUAUCAUGGGCAUUGGAUACGAAUCAAGAGGAACGUGAUAAAGGCAAAACGGUGGAAGUUGGCCGUGCUUAUUUUGAAACAGAAAAUAAACAUUUUACUUUGUUGGAUGCACCGGGCCAUCGAGGUUUCGUACCGAAUAUGAUUGGCGGUGCAUGUCAAGCCGAUGUAGCCGUAUUGGUCAUAUCGGCACGUAAAGGUGAAUUUGAAACGGGAUUCGAACGUGGUGGUCAAACCCGAGAGCACGCUAUGCUUGCUAAAACUGCAGGUGUCAAACAUUUAAUCGUUUUGAUUAAUAAAAUGGAUGAUCCAACGGUUGAAUGGUCAGAGACACGUUAUCAAGAAUGUCAAGAUAAAUUAUUGCCAUAUCUAAAAAGUGGUUUCAAUCCAAAAACUGAAUUAUAUUUUUUACCAUGCUCCGGUUUGACUGGAGCAUUUUUACGCGAUGUUGUCGAUGAAAAAACUUGUUCUUGGUAUAGGGGUCCAUCAUUUUUAGAUUAUCUUGAUAAACUUCCUUCAUUCAAACGACAAAUUGAAGGACCAUUUCGAAUGCCAAUCGUUGAUAAAUAUAAAGAUAUGGGUACGGUUGUAUUUGGAAAAAUUGAAAGCGGUAGCACAGAACGUGGUGCUCAAUUAUUAUUGAUGCCAAACAGAAAACCAGUCGAAGUGUUGCAAUUAUGGUCCGAUGAAGAUGAGGUUAGCCAUGUAUCAUCUGGUGAAAAUGUCAAAAUCAAACUAAAAGGCGUCGAAGAGGAAGAAGUUACAGCCGGUUUUGUACUUUGUGAUUUAAAUGAUCCAUGUGCCACUGGUCGUAUAUUUGAUGCUCAGGUAGCCAUAUUGGAACAUAAAUCAAUUAUCUGUCCAGGAUAUUCGGCCGUACUGCAUAUUAAUUCGGCAAUCGAAGAAGUUUGUGUUAAAAAUAUUAUCGAUCUUAUCGACAAAAAAACUGGUCAACGAUGCAAGGUAAAACCACGAUUUGUCAAACAAGAUCAAUUGGCGUUGAUGAGGCUAGAAUGUACGGGUGGUAUGGUAUGCAUGGAACCAUUCAGUAAAUUCCAACAAAUGGGUCGUUUUACUUUACGAGAUGAAGGCAAAACAAUUGCCAUCGGUAAAGUGCUUCGAAUCGUUGAAUAGGAUUCACACACACACAUCCAUCCGCAUAAAACAACUUAAUUUUUCCAAUGGCAAUGCCUCAACAGAUAAAAAAAACAACAAAGGCAUUUACAAUCACACACACCACCAGCCAACCGAUUACGGAAAUGGAUUCGAAUCAAAUUUUUUUUAAUUUCGUUAUAUUUUUCUAACAAAAGAUGAAGAUUAGAAUUUUUUUUAUUAUAUUAAGAAUGGAGAAAUUAUUAUUA
This is a messenger RNA of Dermatophagoides farinae (American house dust mite), 2201 nucleotides long. It is a transcript of the gene eRF3, whose product is annotated as eukaryotic translation release factor 3. The record is from RefSeq and is a predicted model, not a curated record. Lineage: Eukaryota; Metazoa; Arthropoda; Arachnida; Sarcoptiformes; Pyroglyphidae. Gene Ontology annotation, molecular function: GTPase activity; GTP binding.